AUGACACUAAUAUUGAUUCUGAUCUCGGUUGUCGUGGCAGCAUUGGCCGCCCCCGAGGGCUACAACCUGCCUACGCCCUCUGGCCCAAAUCUUCCUGGAGGCGGCUGCAAACAAGGCGAAAUCCUUCAUGUGGACGGAACGUGCGCUCUCCCUAAAGUUACCCAGAACCUGUUCGUCUUCACGGCCCCCGAACAACAGCAGACCUACGGACCUCCGCCACAGAUCCCAACCCCUAAAGUAGAACACAACAUUGUGUUCAUCCGCGCCCCGGAACCGGUUCAAGGCCCUGAGCCCAUCAUAGUACCGCCGCCCAGACAGCAGAAUAUUGUCUACGUUCUCAACAAACAGACAGAACAGUCUCAGCGAGUCAUCGAGGUCCCUGCUGAAGCGCCCAAGAACCCCGAGGUGUACUUUGUCAACUACAACGAGGGAGACACCCCGACCCUCCCCGGUGGUAUUGACUUCCAGACUGCCCUCAGCUCCGCAGUCCAAGGUGAUGAUCAAUUCAUCACCGGCUCCGGAGGACUUGCUGGCGGCGAAGGCGGCGUUGUUGACACCCAAGGAGGUGGUAGCGGCCUAGAUGGAGGCAUCGGAAUUGGCAGUGGACUGGACGGCAGCUUUGGAGGUGUCGGAGGAGCCAGUGGAUUCGAUGGAAACCUUGGACCGACCAAUGGUUUUGGAAUCAAUCUUGAAGGCUCAAGCGGUUUUGGAGGCAGCCUUGGAGGUUCUGCUGGACUUAACGGAAACAUAGGAAAUGGUGGCUUCGGGGGAGAUGGUAGUCUAGGUACUGGCACUGUCACUGGGGGUGGUUAUGGAGGCAGCAAUAUCGGCCUGGCUGGUAACAGUGGUAGAAAUAACAAUUUUGUUAGCAACAUUGGCGGAGACAGUGGUUUUGGUGGCAACUUUGGCAGUGCUGGAAAUUUUGGUAGUGACAAUGUAGGCGGCAAUGUUUUUGCUGGUAAUACUGGUGGAAGUGCUGGUUAUACUAGUAACCUUGUUAGCAGCAGUGGGUUUGGUGGCAACAUUGGUGUUGGUGGAUUAAGUGGAGGCACUAGUGGGUUUGGUGGUAAUACUGGUGGCAGCAGUGGUGUUGGCAGUUACACUGGUGGCAACAGUGGAUCUGGUGGCAAUCGAGGGUUUGGUGGUAACAUUGGUGGAAGCAGUGGGUUUGGUGGUAACAUUGGUGGCAGCGGUGGGUUUGGUGGUAACAUUGGUGGCAGCGGUGGGUUUGGUGGUAACAUUGGUGGAAGCAGUGGGUUUGGUGGUAACAUUGGUGGAAGCAGUGGUCUUAGCAGUUACACUGGUGGCAGCAGUGGUGUUGGUGGAUACACUGGUGGCAGCAGUGGGUUUGGUGGUAACAUUGGUGGCAGCGGUGGGUUUGGUGGUAACAUUGGUGGCAGUGGUGGGUUUGGUGGUAACAUUGGUGGCAGCGGUGGGUUUGGUGGUAACAUUGGUGGCAGUAGUGGGUUCGGUGGUAACAUUGGUGGCAGCAGUGGGUUCGGUGGUAACAUUGGUGGCAGCAGUGGGUUUGGUGGUAACAUUGGUGGCAGCAGUGGGUUCGGUGGUAACAUUGGUGGCAGCAGUGGGUUUGGUGGUAACAUUGGUGGCAGCAGUGGGACUGGUAGUGCCUCAGGAUUUGUAGGCACUCUUGGUGGAAACUAUAAUCCUCCGUCCGCCAAUAUCAACACACCAUCCAAUCUCUACACCACACCUUAA
This is a messenger RNA of Procambarus clarkii (red swamp crayfish), 1716 nucleotides long. NCBI's taxonomy places the organism in Eukaryota, Metazoa, Arthropoda, Malacostraca, Decapoda, Cambaridae. The record is from RefSeq and is a predicted model, not a curated record.